Messenger RNA from Camponotus floridanus (Florida carpenter ant), 2202 nucleotides. It is a transcript of the gene Atg18a, whose product is annotated as WD repeat domain phosphoinositide-interacting protein 2. Gene Ontology annotation, biological process: nucleophagy; protein lipidation; autophagy of mitochondrion. The transcript is spliced from 10 exons. Gene Ontology annotation, molecular function: protein binding; phosphatidylinositol-3-phosphate binding; phosphatidylinositol-3,5-bisphosphate binding. Lineage: Eukaryota; Metazoa; Arthropoda; Insecta; Hymenoptera; Formicidae. The record is from RefSeq and is a predicted model, not a curated record. Bases 452 to 1852 code for a protein of 466 amino acids. Gene Ontology annotation, cellular component: phagophore assembly site membrane; extrinsic component of membrane; cytosol.
UUGCAACAAACCCCGCAGGAAGAGCGUCGCCAUGGCAACGGAACGCGCGGAACGCGUGGAAUGCGGACUAACGUUUCGCGUUCCGUCAUUUCAUGCAGCAGCUGCUGAUUGUCAGCUGUUCAAUAUGGAACGAUAGCAAAGUGCAGUCACUUGUAGGAGUCGGUCAACGUCAGAGCCAGCCAGCUAACCAGUCAGUUCAGUCGAACCAGUGAGUUCUCGUAUUAACGUGUGCAAGAGUGAGUGUGAGCUGAAGGGACAAAGAUAAACGAGUGAAAGAAAAUAAGGAUCGCGCCGUGUAAGCGGCCGUAGAAGAGAAAGAAAGAGAGAGAGAAAGAGAGACAGAAAGAGAGCGUUCGUGUACGCGCGCCACUCGUACGAUUUAUGCGAGAUCUCACGCCAGAUCAACCUGGAUGUAUUAACGCAGGGGCUAAAAUACAGCAUAUCAGGACUAAUGAACCUCGCAACAAAUCAGGCGUCCGACACGACGUCCGACACGCAGAGUAAUGGUCCGUACUUUGUUAACUUCAAUCAGGACUGCACAUCUUUGGCAGUAGGAUCAAAGUCAGGAUAUAAACUUUAUUCUAUUAGUACUACUGGCAAUCUUGAAAAAAUAUAUGAAAAUGAUGAUACAGACUUUGAGGAUAUAUGUAUUGUUGAGCGAUUAUUUAGCAGCAGUCUGGUGGCAAUUGUUAGUCUUAAAUCCCCUCGUACGCUGACAGUGUGCCACUUUAGAAAAGGAACAGAAAUAUGCAAUUACAGUUACUCAAAUACAAUUUUGGCUGUGAAACUCAACAGAGCGAGAUUGGUGGUAUGUCUGGAAGAAUCAUUAUAUAUUCAUAAUAUACGAGAUAUGAAAGUGCUGCACACAAUUCGUGAUACUCCACCUAAUCUUACAGGCCUUUGUACCCUCUCGCCAAAUAGUGACAAUUGUUAUUUAGCUUAUCCAGGUUCGAAUACAAUUGGAGAAGUGCAAAUAUUUGAUGCAAUCCAUUUUCAAGCCAAAACAAUGAUACCUGCUCAUGAUAGUCCAUUGGCAGCAAUCGCUUUCAGUUCGACUGGCACCAAAGUGGCAACAGCCUCUGAAAAAGGCACUGUGAUUAGAGUUUUUGAUGUUCAUGAAGGUACAAAGUUAUUCGAAUUUCGACGUGGGGUGAAAAGAUGCGUCACGAUAAACAGUCUUUCUUUUAGUAUGGAUUCUAUGUGGCUCUGUUGUUCUAGUAAUACGGAAACUGUGCAUAUAUUCAAAUUGGAGGAACCAAAGGAAACGCCAAACAAACAAACUACAGAUGAAGCACAAAGCUGGAUGGGAUAUUUGACAAAGGCUGUGACAGCGUCAGCUACAUACUUGCCGUCGCAAGUGACUGACGUUUUUACUCAAGGACGUGCUUUCGCAAGCGUUCACUUACCAUUUCAAGGAUUGAAAAAUGUCUGUGCCAUCACUGUAACACAUAAAGUACCAAAACUGUUAGUAGCUAGCGCUGAUGGUUACUUGUAUGUCUACUCUGUGGAUUUAACGGAAAGUGGAUGUUGCGCUCUUAUAAAACAACAUAGAUUAGAUGAUAAGGAUCGAGAUGAGUCAGAUUGUGGCGGCUCUGGUUCCGGAGCUGCAGCUACCGCGAAUAGUACAAAUACAGCCUGCAUAAAUAGCUACGCGGGUGUGUUGCGUGGCCGCUCGCCAGACUCCAUGUCAGGUACUGGUAUGUCCUCUAUUCUGUCCCUCGAUUUUUUUCGCUCUCAUUCUCCAUACACAAGAUACCUAAUUCUCCUCUAUAGCUUUUCUUUUUUUCUAUAUGCCUUACUACUAGCGUUCGCGCAUUACUUAUAUAUGUACACGCAGCAAACAGAAGAAUGAGAGCAAUGCUGAGUAAUGUGCCUUUUCACACGGUCUAUAUCUUUUUGUUAAUAUAAACAAUUUACAUAUAUAUCGCAUUAUAUGUAUGAAUGAUAGUACAAAUCUACGCUUAUUAAUUCUACAGACUGAUCAAGUUAAAAAAAUGUAUAUAUAUGUAUAUGAUCAUAUAUGUGCACUGGAUAUGCAUGUCGGCACUAAUCUAUUUUCUCGGGAUAAACUACUAUGCACGUAUACAAUUUGUUUAAUGGUUAGAAAAUAUAUAACAAUUAUUGCAUAUUAUUGCAUCUGUAUACUAUUAGGAAAGAUCUUGAAAAUUUCUAUAAGUAGUUUAUUUUUUAAAAGAAACUACU